AUAUAUAUCGGAUGCUAAAUUCGCACGACGCGCUGCGGCUGUUUGCUUUUGUAUUUUGACAGAUGUGUGUUGAUAGUGUUGGUAUUUGAUUGUCCGUUCUUGUGUCCAUUGAUUUUUGGGCCACUAUCAAAGGCGUGGUUAGUUCUGCUACUAAUAGUAAAUAAAAUGGGUGUUAUUACCAUGAAAAGAUAAAACACGGCGAGCAGUGACGCGCGGACAGGCCAGUAUGUAGCUGGGACUUAACCUUUAAUUUCUGAGUGCUAAAUGUGUGAAAUAAGGUUAUGCUUGGGUGAACUGUUUGGUUGUUUCGUACCAGACGGCGUGUUAUUUGGGGUUCCUAGUGGUUGAGAUGAGUAGUUGGGCAGCCAGGAUGCACAGGCGGGCUGCCACUUUCAGUAAUGUUGUAACUUCCUGUGGUCACCCUUCUGGACCAUAUCCUAGGAGGUUAGAAAAAGUUAAAUUUGGAGUCCCUCUUGAAGAAGUCUGUAAAAAUGACAUUCCAGGCCCACUUCUUGUACUGAUAUUAAAGUUAAAUAAAGAGGCACCAUAUCGUAAAGACGUAUUCAGGGCGCCGGGUCACCAGGGAGCAAUGAAGAAGCUAAUACACUUCCUACAAACCGGCAGACUGAUUAAUAUGGAUAAUUUUAGUGUUUAUACGAUUGCUAGUGUUCUAAAGAAAUUUCUACGUAAAAUUCCAGGGGGCAUUUUCGGAAAAGAUGUCGAGCAACAGUUCUUCCAAGUUAUCGACGUGACCGAUUUGCAAGCUCAAAGGGAUGAAAUACACAGAAUAAUAGCGUCACUGCCUGUAUACACCCAGAGACUGUUAGUAUUACUUUUCGGUACGUUUAGGGUGAUAGCGUCGAACAGCGAGAGGGCGAGUACUGGCAUGACCAGCGAGGCGUUGGGUGUGAGCGUCGCUCCAAGUUUUUUCCAUUCUUGCGUUAGUGACGGAAAAACUGCCAAAAUGGAGGACGUAUUGAGAUUCAAGGUUGCGACGAAGGUAAUGAAACAUCUGAUUGAGGAAUUCGCAUCAGCCGACUUGUUCGGCCGUGACAAUUACGAAUUCUAUGCGCGAGUGACUGGACGAAUUUUGCGCGUACAGGGUGAAUGGAUAUGUUCAUUCCAAUAUCCUCCACCUCCACCGAAAGGACAUGCUACCCAACAGCUUUACGCAAGUGAAUACGCCGCAUUGGAGCACUAUCUGCUCGGACAACUAUCCAUCGAGGCUGAAAAGACUUGGUUGCAGUGCGAGUGCGAUAGAUGGCGGUUAAAGUAUGGUCUAGAAGAGAAGGGACAGUCAACGCCUGCUUUAGCAGAAGCAGGAUUUCCAACUCAAACCGCUAGUUCCACUUCGCUGGGAAUCAUUGCUGAACAUACGCUUCUGGAGUCAUGCACACGUCUGUCGAUUUCCCUAGAGCAGGAUGGAUUAUUUCAGACUCGGACAAAUUCUCAUUCGUCAAGUGAGAGUCAUUCGUCAAAAAAUAGUAGCCACAUCACUCCACGGAUGACAUUGGACGAGUUGCGCGCCGUUAAUCGCUAUGCGGAAAGUACAAGAAGUUUAAGUUAUUUACCUCAGGUAGAUGUUCAUGAAAGACAACGAGCAAGAAUGCUAACUAGAUCGCAGUGGUUUUUAACGCCUACCGCUGAAUGUAGUAACUGUGGAGGAUCAUUGGAUCUUCAACUGGCCGAGGCCGACGUUACAGCUUUUACUAAUGCUUUAGUUAGAAAAUCAUCUUCUGGCACAAUAGUUGGGCUCUCCUUGAGUGCUGAAUCUAUACAAAAGAAACCGAGUAUCAGACGCCAAAAUUCCAGAGACAAACGUCAGUAUCUUUAUCGUUCUAAUAGCCACAGGAACAAAGAAAAUGGAUCUAAAUCAAACAGCUUUAAAAAUCGAGGAGAAAGGAAGAAUUCACAAAGUAGAUCGGGCAGUUUCAAAAUAAAAUACGAGGGCAUGUCAAGAUCUAACAGUUUAAAGGGCAAAGGGGAUAAGUGCUCUUGUAGUAAUUCAGAAAAAACUAAAGAAGAGGAAAAAGAGAUAAGCAAAAGUCCAAGUUCUCAAACAAUUUGUGUCACCUUAACUUAUAAGCCACGCAUUUAAUAAACCUUAUGUACUCAAAACACAAAUACACCGAUUUUAACUUCGAAUUUUUUAAAAAACGUGAUUAAAAGUAUUUUUUAUAUUACAACUGAAUUCGACGUAUCUAGUGUGAAAGGUACAAAUUAACAACGUUUAAGGUCAUUAAUUAGAGUUUUGUAAAGGAGGUUGAAAUGUUUUGUUUGUUUUGAAAAUUUGCAUUUGAUGCUGUGAUAGUUUCUCUAUAAGAUUAUUAAUUUAUUGUUAACGAAUGAUGAACAUAAAUUUAUUCAAGCUAAGAAUAAACCGAAAGGGUAUCCUGAAUUAAAAAUUAACACUACUAAUAUAAAGUAAAUUAUUGUUUUCUUUUUGUUUUAAAACAAUGCGUUGAAUUUGUUUUUGUUUAGUGUUGAAUUAAAUACUCAUUCUUAUUACAAAGUGCAAGUUUUGAAAACGUUCUCCUUAAUUUUCCGAAAAUAUACGAACUCGUGGCUCAUCAUUAAGUUAGCAUUAGUCAGUUAAUCGAAAAGUAUUUCGAUCACACAUUUUGUUUAAGCGCAAAAUGCAGACCAAAAUAAUUAUUCAAAACUAAGACUGCAUUCCAAAAACUAGUAAACCAAAAAAGCAUUUAUUUUAUGUAGUUUUUAGGGUUCUAAUAUAAUAUAUAAAUACAUAUGCAUGGCAUUUAAAAAUUCCCAAGUUUGGUAAUUUUUGAAAGCUGUAAUUCAUUCAAAGGAAAUAUUUUUAUGUUAAGAGGAACGCAUCAUGCGAUUAAUAUCUUUUAUAAUGUACAGGGUGUUUCAUAAAAGAAGGCAUCGAAGACAGUUUCAUAAUAUUUGGUUCAAAUAACUAGUCUGAGAAUAUUUAAAAAUUUUGUAAAAAAAUGUUUUUAAUUCAUUUUUUAUUGAAACAUAAUUAUUUUGGUGUUCAAACCAUUUCCCAUCGUUUUAUUAAAUAUUUUCUUACUUUGAAGACACCCUGUAUAACGUUUAUUGUUUGCACUAUUGUUUAUAAUUAUUAAUUACAAUUGCAGGUGGUUUUGGUUGGUUUUUAUAGUUUAUUAUUUUACAUUCACAUCACUUAUUAUAUUACCUAAUAUUCCUGCACCAUAUUUUUAUCACAUAUUUUUGUUCUUAUUUUUAAGUCAACAGGGAGUACCCGUUAUUAUAAUAAAAUUAAUUGCAUGUAAGUGUAACAAUUAUCUUAUAUUCAAUUAAUGUAAACGAGGGAAUCACUGGUACAUUUGUUUUUUCCUUAAUUUAUUUGAUUAAAUCAAAGUAAAUUAAAAGAUAAAAUUAACGACGCUUCUCAAUAUUGUGGUAGAACCAUUGUUGUUUUCAUGUGGUUUUUAAUAGUGGUUUCCUUUUGAUACAUUGCCACUAAAUUAUGAUAUUGGCAAGGAAAAAACUUUUUUUUUGUUGUCUUUAUAAAAGUGGUUUUCAGAAGGAAACAAACAACAAAAAAUAUCGAUGAUGUGUACAGGAGUGCUAGGAAAUAGUGAUUUCAAUAAAAUAUUUCUCUUUUUAGUGUCAUUACAAUCGAAAACAACAAUUUUACAACCAGAAAUAAAAAAGUUUAUUUUCCGUAAAAUUAUUAAUAAUUAUAUUAGUAGAUGAACGUAAAAUUAUUUGUGUAGGUUAAUGCAGAUGAAAUUUAAUUAAAAAAAGUAUUGUAUCGACAAACGUAUUGCUAGAGUAGCGCAGGCGGACUAAGUUCGAAUCUUCUUAUGUUAGGUAAAAGUAAAAUAAAUUGAUUGAAUAUCGAUCACACGCGAUACUUGUAAUAAGAAUUAAGAUAUGUCAAAAAAGUUUGGACAUUUUCAUGUUGAUUUGCCUUCUUUUAUAGUGUUGCAGUUAGUACCAAAAAAGGACAAGCUUAAUAAUUAUGCGCACAUUACUUUUUUAAAUUGUAAUUAAAUUAAUUGUAAGAAAAGUUGUCUAGUUAAUGUACAUUAAUGAAAAAAGCUCAGGGAUUUUCAUAAUUAAUAAUUGUUACAGUUGUUUUAAUGAGAACUGCACAUGUCGAAAGUUGUAAAUUAAUUGCUAAUAAUUAUAAUACAUACCCCUAUAUAACAUUGGUAAUAUCUGAUAAUUUAAUGUUUUCUAUUUUUAUUAAUCUGAACAAUUCAUAAAAUAAUUAAGAACGAAAUAGUUAAUAUCGUAAA
Agrilus planipennis (emerald ash borer) is the source of this 4238-nucleotide messenger RNA. RefSeq lists its product as uncharacterized. Lineage: Eukaryota; Metazoa; Arthropoda; Insecta; Coleoptera; Buprestidae. The record is from RefSeq and is a predicted model, not a curated record. Gene Ontology annotation, biological process: signal transduction. The transcript is spliced from 11 exons. The coding region runs from base 350 to 2098 and encodes 582 amino acids. Gene Ontology annotation, molecular function: GTPase activator activity.